AUGUUGGACAACGUCGAAUUCAUCAAGACGCCGCCGGCGAAGCCGACGCCCCCGGUCUCCACCGAGAGUGGCGUGCGGACGCUGGCGCUGCCGCUGAUCCAUAACGCCCCGUUGCCCGCCGACGGGCCUGGGCUGAAGCACUUCUCUAACUUGGCCAUGAUUGGUCUCGUCGCCGGUAUCCCCUACUUGGUCACCCGCAAGCUUGGUGGUGGUUUUAAGACGUGGGUGUUCUUCACCUUGGUGUUGGUCAUCCCCAUCUUGAUGGCGUUCUGGACAAUCAUGUCGCUGUACUCGCCCCGUCUUAACGAAAAGGCUAAGUACCCCAACCGCCCCAUCCUGUACUACUUGGAAUUCCACACCCCGGAAUUGAAGGCUAAGUACGAAACCCUGAACAACGGUAAGGGUACCAAGAUCCCCAUUGAAACUUUCCAGGAAUUGUACUUCGACGGUAAGGUGUCGUUCAAGGGCGACGCCCUCGACAUCAUCGAAUACAAGCACGACUGGGCCAACUUCAGAUUCACCUUGUCGUUGUUCCGCUUCUUCUUGUUCGGCAUGAUCCCCGAAGUCAUCUUGCACUCGCAAUCGCAAGACGAAGAACAAGUGCGUGACCACUACGACCGUGGUGACGACUUCUACACCUGGUUCUUGGGCCCCCGGAUGAUCUACACCGGUGGUAUCAUUGGCGACCCCGACCGUGAAGAAACUUUGGAAGAAUUGCAAGACAACAAGCUCAAGGUCGUUGCCGACAAGAUCGACUUGCAACCCGGUGAAGAAGUGUUGGACUUGGGCUGUGGCUGGGGUACCUGGGCCACCUACGCCUCGUCGCAAUACGGGGCUAAGGUCACCGGUGUCACCCUCGGUAAGAACCAAACCAAGUGGGGUACCGAAUUGCUCGAAAAGUAUGGUGUCACCCCUGACCAACUGCGGAUUGUGUGCUGUGACUACCGUGAAGCCCCCAAAUCGCAAAAGCCCAACGGUAAGUACGACAAGAUCACCUGCUUGGAAAUGGCCGAACACGUCGGUAUCCGUCGUUUCACCGCGUUCUUGGAACAAGUUUACGAGCUGCUUGAAGACGACGGUUUGUUCUUCUUGCAAUACGCGGGUUUGAGAAAGAGCUGGCAAUACGAAGACUUGUGCUGGGGUCUUUUCAUGAACAAGUACAUUUUCCCUGGUGCUGACGCUUCUACUCCCUUGGCCUUCGUCGCUUCGUGCUUGGAAGCCGCUGGCUUUGAAAUUGUUUCCGUCGACAACAUCGGUGUCCACUACUCGGCCACCAUCUGGAGAUGGUACCGUAACUGGUUGGGCAACAAGGACAAGGCUGUCAACAAGUACGGUGUUAGAUGGUACCGUAUCUGGGAGUUCUUCUUGGCCCAAGCCGUCGUCGCCUCGAGAAACGGUACCGCCACUUGCUUCCAAUUUGUCCUUAGAAAGAACCUCAACUCGUACAGACGGGUUGAGUACGUCCCCCGCCAACACGGGGUGUUGGCUCCCUUGGCCUCCGGCACCAAGUGGGCCAAGCCGUAA
This is a messenger RNA of Diutina rugosa, 1524 nucleotides long. RefSeq names its product Mts1p (gene MTS1). The record is from RefSeq and is a predicted model, not a curated record. Bases 1 to 1524 code for a protein of 507 amino acids. Gene Ontology annotation, biological process: cellular response to biotic stimulus. The transcript has a single exon. NCBI's taxonomy places the organism in Eukaryota, Fungi, Ascomycota, Pichiomycetes, Serinales, Debaryomycetaceae.